Molecule: messenger RNA, 1921 nt
Organism: Sorghum bicolor (sorghum)
Lineage: Eukaryota; Viridiplantae; Streptophyta; Magnoliopsida; Poales; Poaceae
Exons: 6
Coding region: 16-1485 (489 amino acids)
Source: RefSeq, a predicted model, not a curated record
CAAUUGGAAAGCGGAAUGGCGCAGCCCAACCCAACCCAACCCAUGGACACCAGUGAAGGCAACCGGCCCUCCCCCCUCCGUGCCCACUCCCCGCAGCUUCGGGCUCCGGCCAUGCCGUCGUCGUCGUCGCUGAUCCAAGGCAUCUCCAUCUCCGUCUCCGACGACGACGAGGCCACCGGUAAGGUGCGCGUCCGCGUCCGCCGCAAGCGCUCUCGCGGCCCCGUCUCCGCUUCGGCGCGCCGCCGCCGCAUCCUCUUCCGCGCCGCGCGGCUGGGCGUGCCGCUCCUCCUCGCCGCGCUCGCCGUAUCCCUCCUCAUCUACGAGUCCUACCGCCUCACGCCUUCCCGCUCCUCCACACUGCCUCCGCCGUCCUUCGCGGAAAUCAGCCGCCUCUCCCGCAACGCCCGCGCCGCUGAUGGUGCCAGGAAGUCAUGCCUGAAGUUUCUUGAUCCUGAGAAGCUUCAAAAUCUGGAACUUCCAGAAAUUCCUGAAACAAAUUUGUCAAUCAAGGAAGUUGUGUACAGAUCAAGUCUGCCCCAUAUCGACAAUGAUACACCAUCACAUACAGAGAGUUCACGGUUUAACUCAUUCACAGGAUACCAGACACUCACUGAACGAGAAGAAAGCUUCAAGAUGAAGGAAAGUGUGACAGUGCACUGUGGCUUCUAUAAUGAAAAUGGAGGGUUCAGAGUUUCUGAUGUUGACAAAGAAUACAUGAGAUCCUGUGAAGUACUUGUUGCAACUUGUGCAUUUGGUGGAGGUGAUGAUCUUCACCAGCCUAUAGGGAUGACCGAAAACUCCAUCAGAAAGGUAUGCUAUGUAGCUUUCUGGGAUGAAGUCACUCGUGAAGCUCAAGAGGAGGAAGGACACAAGAUUGGUGAAGACCUCAUGAUUGGUCUAUGGCGGAUAAUUCUUGUCAGCGAUCUUCCUUUCUCAGAUCAACGGUUGAAUGGGAAAAUUCCCAAGCUGAUAAGCCAUCGUCUUUUCCCCAUGGCACGGUACUCAAUUUGGGUGGAUUCAAAAUCUCAGUUCCGGAGAGACCCAUUGGGAGUCCUUGAAGCCCUUCUGUGGCGUUCGAACUCUUCUUUAGCAUUAUCUGAACAUGGAGCUCGGAGUAGCCUAUACGACGAGGCAAAAGCAAUUGUUAAGAAACACAAAGCAACUCCAGAAGAAGUUGAAGUGCAGUUGGAUCAGUACCGACAAGAUGGCAUCCCUGAUGAGAAAAGGUUCAAUGGAAAGAAAGCUCUGGCAGAAGCUUCAGUGAUCGUGAGGGAUCACGCCCCGCUGACCAACCUCUUCAUGUGCAACUGGUUCAACGAGGUGGUCAGGUUCACGUCCCGGGAUCAGCUGAGCUUUCCCUACGUGCUGAGGCGCCUGAGGCCGCCCGGCGUGCACCUGUUCCCCGUCUGCGCGCGCAAGGACCUGGUGAACAGCUUCGGGCACAGGCGCAAGGUGAAGCCGCUCGUCAAGGAGACGACGACGUGAGCCCCUCCUGGAAUUGGGCCUCCCGUCUGGGCUUAAGAUCAGCCUGCCUGAUUAGUAGUAGCCUCUCUUCUUUCUUCCAUCCAGUUCAUAAAAAAACAAACCGUCGCGUUGGUGUAGGAGGAUCCUGACGUAGUGAAAUUACAGUCAGAGAGUAGUCACUGAAGGAUUGCAACGUACUAGAGGGUAGGUUAGCCUGGUAGGGAAGGAUGUUCUAAGCUGACGACAAGGUGUUGUCGACGUUGCUGCAGCAGGCGAAGAUGGCCUGCCUGUCCAGCUGUGGUGUACCGUUCCUCCUCGUGAAAAUGGAAGAUGUCUUCCCCAGGCCUGAAUGCUUUCCCAGGUUACGGCCGUCAAUCCUGAUGGUUGCAGAGCAUCAGAGCAGCAUGGGAUUAGCAUGCUCUUCGCUCAGAUAAUUGAAUCGUACUAAUCAUCAUAU